UAAUUAAAAACAAAAAAAAAUGGCAAUUUGCUGAAAAGAAAAAUCCUCUACCCCUGACAUGUACGCUCAAGUCUUAAACCUAGCACUUACAUUUAUGCAAAACCGUAUUCAGUGUCGUUCAGUGACAAACUGCUGUGGCUGUGAAUGUGUAGUUCCUCUUAAUGGCCGGAGGGCGCUGUUUCAGUGGUCACCAUGAUCUACUGUGAAGCGAAGAAGAAGAAGAAACAUGCAUGAGAAAGUUGUAAACGGACCAGAUUGGAUUUUUCUCUGGAAGAAAGAUAAAUGUCGCUUGUGUACAAUCUGUUUCACUAGAUGUUGGCUUGGAGUCCGGACUGCAUCAAUAUGAAGCCUGUGAUCAAAAACGAAGAGUCCUUUCAGGAGUCUGAAUCCACUAAUAAUGAUGUGGAAACUUUGGUUCUGAGUAAAAUUGAAGGAUCAGCUGCACUCUUUUGCCAGCGACUGAAAUAUGAAGUUAAAACUAUUCAAGAAUCAGAUCAAAGUUCUUCAGACACUGAACCGGAAGCAUCCGUCUCCAAAUCUGGCAAACGGAAAAAACGAAGCAGAAAAACUCCUGGUAAAAAGUACGUGUGUAAACUGUGUGGCAUUGAGUAUCGCCACAGCUCAAACCUAGGGACGCACAUGCGAAUACACACAGGAGAAGCGCCGUACGUCUGUGAACUCUGUGGAAGAGCCUUCAGGCGGAAAGACUGGCUUAAACUGCACAGUAGCAUCCACAUGGGCGUCAAACGCAAGCUUGUAAAGAAAUUUAGCUGUGAUCAGUGCGGGAAGAAGUUUGUUGGUUCCACCGCUCUCCAGAGUCACUUAUAUCAACACAAAGGCGAGAGGCCGUUCGCCUGCGUUCUGUGUGACAAAACCUUCUUCAGUCAAACCAAUCUGAAACGCCACCAGGUCGAUGCUCAUUCAGACGGCAAACCGUUCAGCUGCCCUGUGUGCGAGAGUGGAUUCUCACGCCUUUAUUCGCUGGAGAAACACAUGCGGCUUCACACAGGAGAGAGACCUUACUCCUGUCCUGAAUGUGGAAAGACUUUCCCUUUAAAAUACACCUUGAAAAUGCAUCUUAAAACGCACUCGGCCAAAGGUUGAGCGUUCAUUAGAGUUGUGCCGAAAAAUCUAAACGGUUUCAAAAUGCAUCUAUAUUCUCUCUUGAAACAAUUGUAAACUUUUUUUAGCAACAGAUGGCGCUCUAUGCUAGUUUUUAACAGCAGAUGGCACUCUAAGCUAGUUUAUAAACAGCAGAUGGCGCUCUAGGCUAGU
Molecule: messenger RNA, 1275 nt
Organism: Danio rerio (zebrafish)
Lineage: Eukaryota; Metazoa; Chordata; Actinopteri; Cypriniformes; Danionidae
Source: RefSeq, a predicted model, not a curated record